AUAUUAGGGAUUAUCCAGAAUCUCGUAUUCGAUAAUCCUUCUUAAACACAUCAUCUAGCGGGUGGGUAGGUGCAGUUUAAUCCGGUAAAGUAAAGUACGGAAUUUAGACAUACUAAGAUACUCUUCAAAGGAGGCGAAUCAUUAUCCGGGAACUUUCCGAAACAGUGUCCUUCAAAAACGCACCGAAAAAGUUAAAAUAAAAAGAAUAAAAUAAUGCCAAAAAGUAAAACCAAGAAAAGGAGCGGGACAGAUGCGAAUGAGAAUAGGCCUAAACGCAGCAGACAAUCCCAAGGCGGUUUGGUGGAAACACCGGUUAACAGUGCCAGUCAGGGAGGCGGCGAUGUAGAAGCGCGGGAAUCACCAUUACAAGUGGGCCAGAUUCAGACAGGCAGCGCCAGAGGCAGACUGGCAACCCACACAGAUUCCAUCCCACCUGUGGAACAUCUAGAUAGUCUUGCACAGCUAUUAAUUUCUAAUUCAGUGGCUGCAUCUACCCGUAAAACCUAUGCAACAAGCAUUCAAAAGUUAUUCAACUUUAGAAAUAACUAUCAAUUACCAGACACUUGGCCAGUCCCUAUUAAAGAUUUACUUCUUUUUAUUGCUUAUUACGCCCAGCAAGGUCUGUCCGCCUCUUCAAUUUCUACUUAUAUGUCGGGAAUCGGUUAUGCCCAUAAAGUGGGUAGUCUAACAGACCCCACAAAAUCCUUCUUAGUGAUUAAGGCAAUUGAGGGCCUACGCCGCCUAAAAGGGAGGCAUGUUAAUGAUUUAAGGGCUCCUAUUACACUUACCUUACUUGAUAAAAUGAUUUACAGUCUAAAAUAUAUAUGUAGCAACAAAUAUGAACAAGUCAUGUUCACUGCAGCUUUCUCCUUGGCAUUCUUUGGUUUGCUAAGAGUCAGUGAGUUCACAGUACCCAGCACUAUAUCGUCUAACCAUAAACAGUUGUUAGUUAGUGAUGUUCAUCUAUCUAAUAACACAGUCUUUUUGAAAAUUAGAUGGUCAAAAACUGAUCAGCUAGGUCUAUCGGUCACAUUACAAAUUAAAGCUAAUGGUGGGAUCCAUUGUCCAGUUAACAGUCUAUCAAAGUACCUUAAGAACCGUCCCCAUGCAGCCGACAGGGAUAAUCUGUUUAUCCACUUCAAUACCAAGCCCCUGACAAAGUAUCAAUUUUGUUCACUUUUACAGAAAGCUUUACAAUUUAUAGAUGCUCCCGAUCAUGUCAGAUCACAUAGCUUUCGCAUUGGUGGAGCAACAUACCUCCACAGUAUUGGGGUGCCCGACGACAGAAUUAAGGUCAUGGGACGCUGGAAGUCUGAGGUUUUCACUCGUUAUAUCAGGUUAAACCCCUAA
Messenger RNA from Ruditapes philippinarum (Manila clam), 1350 nucleotides. RefSeq lists its product as uncharacterized. Gene Ontology annotation, biological process: DNA integration; DNA recombination. The record is from RefSeq and is a predicted model, not a curated record. Gene Ontology annotation, molecular function: DNA binding. NCBI's taxonomy places the organism in Eukaryota, Metazoa, Mollusca, Bivalvia, Venerida, Veneridae. The coding region runs from base 214 to 1350 and encodes 378 amino acids. The transcript has 2 exons.